Messenger RNA from Thrips palmi, 7532 nucleotides. It is a transcript of the gene OtopLa, whose product is annotated as proton channel OtopLc. NCBI's taxonomy places the organism in Eukaryota, Metazoa, Arthropoda, Insecta, Thysanoptera, Thripidae. Bases 110 to 3079 code for a protein of 989 amino acids. The record is from RefSeq and is a predicted model, not a curated record. Gene Ontology annotation, cellular component: membrane. Gene Ontology annotation, biological process: proton transmembrane transport. The transcript has 16 exons. Gene Ontology annotation, molecular function: proton channel activity.
UUCGCGGCUUCGCGGCACCGCGGCAUCCUCUGCGGCCGAGCUGGCGCGGCAGGAGCUGCUGGCCAAGUGGACCGGCGAACUUGCCAGCGGCGAAGAUGGGCAGGAGGGCAUGCAGCAGUGCCCCUACCUGCAGGAAAUGAAGGAGCGACUCGUCCUGCAGGGAGCCGACCCGGAGCAGCUGCUGCUCGUCACCACGAAGACCAUCAAGACCGUCAAGACCAUGGACAAGGACGUCCUGGAGGUGCACCAGGACCCCGCCGUGGGCACGGUCGUCAAGCUGAACGCUGGCGGCUACGGGCAGCACACCUCGCCGGCACACAUCCCCCUCAUCAGCCGGGAGCCGCGCGCCCACGACCACACCAUCCCCAAGAACGCCAAGACUUCCCUGUUCAUCAUUCUGAGUUUCAUCUACGCCAAGCUCCUCGUCGUCGUCUGCAUUGCCUUUGUAGUUUCUGAAGUCGCCAACAACGCCCUGCCCCUGUUCUACUACGAGGGCUUCUUCUCCUACCUGUACGGCGCCAGCAUCUUCUUCCUGCUCUACGUGUUCUGCUUCCUGCUGCAAGAGUCGGCGUGCUGCGCGGGCAGCCCCGACGCGGCGGAGCGCGAGCGCCUCAAGCGAGAGACGGCCGCCAGCAGGCAGCGCGAGAAGGACCGCCAGAAGGCCGCCAAGGAGAAGGAGAAGGCGGACAAGGACAAGGCCAAGAAGGACAAGAAGGACGACAAGGGGAAGGGCGGCAAAGGGGAUGCCGGUGCACCGCCCGCGCCCCCCCAGCCCGACGCCCCGGCCGGGGCCAAGCAGGCCCUCUACCCGAGGCAGGAAGGCUAUCCUCGUAAGAUGAGAGAUGUGGUGAAAAUGAAACAGCAGCAACACCAACCGCAACAGGAGCCGUUGCUUGUGGGCCAGUCUGCCGUUUACUGCCAAGAUGCUGUCGAAAUGGAAGGAGGUUUGGACCGUCCAGUUGGAAGGAAACGCAAGACAUCUCAAAACAAUUCCAGCCAUGGUAGCUUCUUCCUUCGUGUUGGUGCCAUUGCUUUUGGACUGGGCACCAUGAUUUACACUGGUCUUGAGUUCGGUACUUUCUUUGAGACACCCAUGUCAUCUACCAAAUGCUACAACAUUCUGCGUGGUCUCAAUCCACUUCUCCAGAUGGUUUUCACAUUUAUGCAGAUGUAUUUCAUCUUUAUGAACUCUCGGCUCAACAUCCACCGCUUCAAAGUGAUUGCUCGCUUUGGCCUCAUGCACAUUGUGGCCACUAAUAUCUGUGUGUGGAUCCGCACUCUCAUGCUUGAGAGCAUAAAGGAAAUCUCAGUUUAUAUGGCUUUGAGUGAUCAAGGAAAGCAGGCUCUCCUCACAACCCACGCUACUCCACUGUUCUAUGGAAAUGGCAAGGGGCUGUCUGGUCUGGGACUCGGCAAGUCUCUCAGCACCACUGGCAAGACUGGAGGCACCAACUACGGCCAAACAGGAGGUGGUUACGGACAGACCGGAGGCAACUAUGGCCAACCUGGCGCAGGUGGAAUAAUUAGUGGCUACGGAGCCAAUGACCUAGUUGAGACUUUCCAGCCCAACCCUCUGCGAAGUGCAAACAUGGUUGUGAGCACGGUUGCUACCGCUGGCUCAUAUGCAGUGAAGGCAGCCCAGACCACCAUGAGCACGCUUGCAUCCACUGCUGCUACCACGUUGAGAACCCUGCCAACCACUCUAUCCACUUCCACAACUACCACUUCCACUACGACAACCACGCUACCCCCAUCCUCCACAACCCCUUUCUUGACCACGCUGGCAAGCACAGCCGCGUCCACCCUGGUCUCAACCACCACCUCCACAACCCCACAGUCUGUGCUACGACAAACUUUUGCCACCAUGAUGCCAGAUGCUCCUCGAAUGCCGUUUGACCAUGAUGCUGGUAUUAAAAUGGGAGGAAAUGACGAGAUGGGGGGCACCUUGCCUGUGGCUGAAGCGUUGAAAGCUCUGGCAUUUAACUUGACUGGACAGCGAAUGCUGGACUCUGAAAGCUGUGUCCGCAUCAACAUCAUGGGCAACAUUGUGCGGGACGCUGCUCCUUACUUGUACCCCUUCAUCAUCGAGUACUGCCUCAUUGGAGCUGCUGUUGUGUACAUUAUGUGGCGGCACAUUGGUUACAACCCAAGAUAUGUAACUGAGGAGGAUCUGGAACAGCGCUUGGAAGCAAUGCUUUCUCAGAGAGCUGUAGCCAUUGCUCGUGCUCAACAUGGCCGAGUCGACUGUGUUGGCGCCAGCAAAGGCCUUUUCUUCGGACUGCUGCUCCUCGUAGGCUCUCUCAUCUGCCUCAUCUUGUUCUUUGUCUUGAUCCGCCACCCUGAGCUUGGAAUUCUCGCAAUUUACUUGGCUGACUGCUCUCAUUCCAUCGUCAUGGUGCUCAGUAUACUGGCCAUCAUUAUAGGAUUCUGCAGCAAUAACUGUUGUGUUGACAGUUUUGGAUAUCUCUCAUGUGAACAGCAGGAUCAGGAUCAUGAGCAGUUUGAAAUGGAGCAACGCGAUGAGGAUAAUGAUACUGACAAUGAACUAGAACACCUUGCGCAGCAUGUGCGCCAUGAACCUUUUAACAUGGUCCAGAGUCUGAAAUUCAAGCGAGAUGAGCAGAGCGACUUGAAUGACAUCCUUCUCCGUGUGUCAGCCUUCGGCCUCUUCAUAUACGCUACAUUCAGUGUCAUUGCUGGUUCUUUGCUGGCCACAAAAAAAGAGCCCAACAUGCUUGUCACAGUGACCAGUGCUCUGUCAGUCCUCCAGGUGGUCCUUCAGCUCCUCUUCAUCGCGGACGUGUCCCGCCGCCGGGUGCACCUGCCCGAACACGACCGCAGCAAACCGGGAAGGCAGAUCGUCACCUUCCUCUUGAUUUGCAACGUUGCCAUGUGGGUCAUAUACACGUUUGAGAUGCAAAAGGUUGCUGCCAACCCAGUCCAGCUUGAUUUCUACGGGUACCUUACCUGGGCCCUGGUGCAGCGCUUCACUUUGCCCCUUUGUGUGUUCCACCGUUUCCACUCCGCUGUGACUCUAGCAGAAAUAUGGAAGACCAGCUACAAGGCGCGAUUGGAAUAAGCUGAAAUAAAAUUGUGGCUGGUUUCUUCUGGGUCAAGCUGGAAAGUACAAAUGCAAAUCGUGAAUGUAAGAUGAAAGUCAAGAGAAGACAUGUAAUUUUUAUUCAUGUAAAUGUGGUUGAGGUACCACUGCACUGUGUACAUUCGCAAUUGGGAGAAAGUUAUCUUCAAGCUAGUCAUUUGUGAUGAAGGGAGCAUGAAAUCAGCAUGUAAAAGGGUGAUCAGAGUCAUUUUCUCAGUGAAACUUAAGCUCUUUCCCCUCAUUUUAAUUUGAUUAUGAUUACACCCUGUGAUAGAACAAAGAUGCAUUUCCACCCUGAACCUAGCCAGUUCAUCAGGACUGUAUCAUUUCAAAAACAAAAAAUCAGCUCAAAUUAUUGGUCAGACUGUAUUACCUGACCGUUUGGUUACCAACUGUAUAGCACAUUUUAUAUUUUGUGGGCUGCCAGGAAAUUGUGAACAAUGAAGUAGUGCUUUGACUACAUGUGUUGAAAAUGCCAAAGUCAAAAGGCGACCUGAGAAUAUGUUGCUACCAACUGUGUCAAAUUUGUAGUGAUUGUACAUUUUCUUUCUAUAAUACUCUAUGCAAUUUUUGUGUAUUUACAGUAAUCAUGAAAUUCAUUCAUUCACAUGUAUGUCAUUUCCAUAGCCAUUGUCUUGAAGCAAAUUAAUUAGAAAAUCUUUUCUUUACUAAUUUGAUAUCCUCAUCUUCUAUAGCAUUAGGAAGAUAUGUAGAUACUGUUGGUUAAGUGUUAAGUCCAAAGCCGAGUAAAAGUAAUCAUUUCCUUGUGCUUGAAAGCUAUAUUCCAAGUUAUUUUCAUUGUACUGUUUCGUAACAUAGCUGUUAGCAUCAUAAAUUUUUCAACAUUCUUAUGUGCCUGUACUUCUUUUAUGCCGUAAAUGUAUCUUUCCAUUCCUAUUAGGAUUUGUAUCCCAUAUGGUUUCAUAUUGGUAUUACACUUACUCCAAACCUUGACUGAUGUGGGUGUAAGUCACAAUUAUUCAAAAAAGUAACUCUCUUUAACCUAGUCUCAUUUACAAUCCUUAUUGACUGACAUCCUGACAUUCAUCAGUAUUCUUGACAGAACUGAAACAUGUCGUAUGUGAAGACAUCAGUCAAUGAUUUACUGUGGCAAAUCAAAGCUUUGUACAUUUCACAAUUUUUUAAUCCUCGGGGCCAUAAUCUUUUGUGUGUUCUUGGUCUUGUUUGAUUUUGAGUAGCAUUAGGAGUCGAUAAUUAACUGUCAACAGCUCAUCGGGUAGUACUUUUGGAGACAUCCAUGGGGAAAUGAAGUUGUAAAAUACAUACACAUCUAUUUAUUUACACUUGAAACCAUUUAACCCUUAAAAUUUGUGAAACCGCCCAAUAAAACUAAAGUCAAUAACAGGAAUUUUGUUUAGAUCCUAGCUUAGAUCUUUCAUGGCUUGUAGUCAGCAAUUCUAUAAAACAGAAAUAAGGCAGAAAUUGAUAUGUAUACAUUUGAGCAAACUGAUCCUUCUUCAAAAUUUUAGUGCAUGCUGAUGAUGGCAUUCCUAAAGAGAUAGACAGAAGUUCAAAGUGAAGCGGACAAGGCCAAUGUGUUGUAACUCAACUCGCGCAUUGAUAUGGAGAGGGAUGUUUUUUUCCCUAGACUAUCAUGUACGUACCUUAUCUGCAAUACUCAGCCUGAAGUUGUGACAUUGUAAAUUUGUAUUUAUAAAUAUUUUCUUUUGUGUCAUACUGUAACUAUAAUAGCAACAUAUUUAUAUUUAUAAAAAAAAAACAAUUUUAGUCUGUUUACUGCUGAUUAUUUUAAAGUUUCCCAAUGUUAAUUAUAUAUAUUAUUUAUUUUGUACAUAAUGUUUGUGCCUAUUUUUAAUAGGACCCAUUUCCUUUACAAAAGCUCACAAAUCUGUAGAAGCAUGGUGGGGGCUUCUGCACUCCCCAUUGCUGGGUAGUUUGUUUUCCUUUGCCCAUGAUUUUGUUCUUGUUCCCUGUCUUUGGUACGUGACUCCAUGUCCUGAGACUAUUUUAAUAAGUAGCCAGUAUGUUCACAGUUGUGAACCACCUGCUGUCAUGUGAUGAACUGCAUUUUCUUCUUAAUUUUUGUUAAUUUAAAAAUCCCUGUCAUUUUUCUUUCUUAAUAAAAAGACAGUGGGGAAUUUUUUUGUGUGAAACUUCACCGCCACAGUGUGUUCUUAAUUGUUAUUGUUUUGUAAAGCACAUCACCUUGCAAGAUACCAUUUAUAAAAUAAUUUGAGAUAGCUGUGCAACAGCCUAAGUUGAAAGCCACCAACAAGUAAGCUGAAGGGACCAUGGGGGAGACAGCAAGGAAAGAUUGGAAGAACACUUAGGAGUGCUUGCUAGUUUUAGAGCUAGUUCAAGAUUCCCCUUCAUGAUAUUGCUUCAAAGUACUUGGAUUGUGCUGUGCCUUGAAGUCUCUAGAAUAACUCUUUAACAUUUUCAUGUUGAGGGGUUUUAUUUCUCUGAAAGUUGAAUCCUCAUUCAGUGAAUUUGUAACUGUGUCAUUUUCUGAGACUUCCAUUCAUUUCGCUAAGUGCACCAUUUCCUCACAAUGUGAUUUGAAUUGCACAUGUAUGUCUUUGUGUGUCUGUUAAAGGUCAUUGUUUACACAAUUUCCUUGAGUCAAGUAUGUUUUGAUCACUGCUUUCAAAAUUUUAUGUUUCAUUUUGAUCUACAUACUUUCUUUGCCAUUAAACUUUUUUUUUUCUUUUAACAAAAUGAACAUGUAUUUCUCUGAUCUUUGUGACCAGCAAAGACCAUACAUAGAUCAUGUGUUUCUCAUCAAUCAAGCUGUAAGCUUUCUGAGCUGCUCAAAGUGAAGUCAAAUUGCAUAGACUGGUCCGGUGAAAAAGUUAAAUGGAAAUGGGCAAAUAACAAAGGCAUAUUUCCAAUAUAGAAUUUUCUCAUGACCCAGCGUUUAGUUGUUCUUGUGUUUUUGUUCAAUUUAUGUACCUGUUUUAAGAAGGACCUGCUUGUUCUUGACCAACCAGCUAUUUAAUCGAUGUUAUAUAAUUCAUUCCCAGUACUGGAUGGAACCAACUGCCUUAAACAUUUCAAAAAGAAAUUCAUGAAGAAAGUUAUGUCAACCUUUGCUUCACAACACGUAUCACUGCCAUCUCCAUCAACAGUAGUAAUAGUAAAGUCAAAUCAAUAGACGACUCGUAUUUACCAAUUUCCUAGAAUUUUUUUAAUGUGUUAUGUGAUAGGCACAUUUUUUAUGUGCUUUGUUGUAUGAUAGCGUAGAAUUAAGGCAUACCGCUGUAAUAGAGCUGAGUGAGCACAGAGUGAUUAGGAAAAGAGUUUGUGAUGGGAGUGUGUGAUUGAGAGUAUACGCUUUGCUGCUGCUGCAGUUGCUGCUACUGGUUGUGUGUUUGUAUUUGUCUUUCUCAGGUGUAUCUUGCCUAGUGCCACUUUAUAACACAAACAUUUUCUUUAAUUAGAUGGGUAAGCCUGGAACAUAAGUGUCUUGUUAAGAACUAAAGCAAUCAAGGAGAUCACAAUAUUCAGAUUGUUAUAACAUACUGUAACUCUCUAGUAAUUCUGACUCAAUUCAUACCAAAGUGGAUUUAGUGGUUCUAUCUAUGUGAGGCAUGCACAUAUAAGUGCAGACACACUGCAAAAAGUCUGAAGGUACUCAUUAGACUUCAGAGGUGGCAUUUCUUUCAGAAUGGUAGCAUAUGGAUCACUAUUGGGAGUGUGUGUUGGAGGAAUAUUUCUUAAUAAUUUAAAAUUAUCAGAAAAAAAUUGGUCUUUCCUAGGGAGUAUUCAUCUGCCUUGGUGGUGUGCAAGACUCUUUCUCAUAGUUCAGUUGUAAAAUUUGUCUGUCUUGUGUGAGACUUGUUCCUAUAUAGGACUAAUCUUUGUCUCAUUAAUGGCUCAAUUUUAGAAAACACUUGUGUAUCAGAUGAAACUUUCAACAAAAGAAAAUGUCAUGUUUAGCAUGUGGUGUAUAGUUAGUGCUAUAAAGAUAUAAAUUUGGUGAAAGACCGGUAAUCUUAGACGUUUUGUGCAGAUCUUGAAAAAAGACAUUUUUUUAAAAGUCUUAUUACAAAAGAGGUGACCAAAGUUAGAGUUUUUACUCUGGUCAAUUCUUUUGUGAUAGACAUUUUGUUGAAUCAUGUUAUGAGCUGCCGUUUUAACAAAAAAGAAGCAGUUGAUCUGAAGAGCCUCUAAAAACUAUUGCAUUUCUGACCAGGAUUUGUUCGUUCCGCCAACAGGUAUGCCAUGGAACAUGUUCUUUUUAGCAGCAUAAGCAACAUGUUUUGUACAAAUUUAGCGUCUUUUGGAAUCCUAAGGGAGCCAAAACCCAUUUCUGUCCAUUGACACCUUUCCUUUCAAAUUAAUUUUAGAAGAAAAAAAAACCAUCUUAAUUGUAUCAAAAGUUGACAUGUAAAUUGACUUUGUACACAUUUCAAUAUCUGAAAUAAAACCACUAUGAAUAAACUUGCAA